Molecule: messenger RNA, 1548 nt
Organism: Jaminaea rosea
Lineage: Eukaryota; Fungi; Basidiomycota; Exobasidiomycetes; Microstromatales
Exons: 3
Coding region: 1-1548 (515 amino acids)
Biological process (GO): maintenance of rDNA; regulation of exit from mitosis
Source: RefSeq, a predicted model, not a curated record
AUGGCAACGCCACGUAAAAGUCUUCACAAGUCACGCAGCGGUAUGCUUCGCGCAGAAGCCGCAUCUGGCUCCUCCUCGAUGCCUUCUUCCCCGCUCGCUCGCUCCUCUUCUACCCCGUACCACCUCUACACGGCGGCAAAGGGGGAUGGCUCUCCUUCCUCGGCCGCCUCAUCCUCAUCCAUGUCGCCCUUUAUCAGUGGCAGCCCCUACGCAUCCUCACCAGCAGCUCGAGGAAUUCCCCGCGGUCUUGGUGCAGAGGCGGCACACAGCCCCGUGCGAAGGAAGGGCACAAGCUUCGGCAGCCCGGGUAUGAAGGCGACCUCUACGAUGGCGGCUGGAGGCGGAGGAGCAGCAGCGGCGGCCUCGCCGUCUCCGGCACCAGGGAGCAAAAGGUCAGCCGGACGAAAGAGCAAUGCGUUCAUCCGACGCAAGACAUGGCAGCAAAAGCUCCAAGAGCUUCCCACAGACGUCAAUGAUCGUCUCGCCUCGCUUCUUCAGACGGUCGAGGAGAGCCUGCACGAGCCUGCUCUUGGUUAUCCCAUUGGCAUUGCCCUGCAUGUCAUAUCCCUGGUCUCGCAUCUCAUCUCGCCAGAGUCGGAUCUCUCUCUCUCCCUUCUGGCAGGCAUUGACGGGCGUACAAGCAGCCGCGACUCCGGCUCACUCUUCAGCAGCAGUGUCGGUGGCGGCAGCGGCGGCGGCGGCAGACGAAGCCUACGACGCACGAUGCAGAUCAAUCGGGCGGCCGCCUGGUCUUGGACAGCUUCUGUCCUCUCCCUCGCCCUCAUCGCCCUUUCCCUGUACAACGCCUACCUGUGUCUCUCUUCUCGCCGUCGAUACCGCCUCUGGAUGAAGAGCGCAGACAGCAAAGUCUCCAGCCAGAAUGCGCGCCUCGUUCCCAUUCAUCUCGACGAGGAGGACGAUGGUCACGACAAGCCCAGGCUUCAAGAGCGCUUUGCCUCCUUGAUCCUAUCACAACUUCAGCGAAUCCCCCUUCUCGGCGCCCUUGUUCCGAACGGCCCUUAUCUGGGUAGCAACAAGCGCCUCCUCGUUGACGCACAGAUCCACGAGCUACACAUCUGGCAACCUCCACCAGUCACCCUUCGCGUCCUCACCAUCUACUCGCCCUUGUCAGCCCUUCUCUGGCACAUAGUCAGCGGGCCAUUGCUGCCCGUCUCUGGAUUCGUUGCCUGGGUCAUCUUCUUUGUGCUCAUGCAAGGUGGACUGGCCGUGUCGCUCGUGGGAUUGGCCACGCUGUUCGAGGGUCUUGUAAGGGACAAGGAGCUGCUGGCUGCCGAGGUCAUGAGGGAGUACGAUGAGAAGUUCGUCCUUCCCCGUGCCAUGCCCGCCGUACGCGAUGCAAGCACGAUGACCACAAUGACUGCGCAGCGAAUCGACACUGAUAUCAGGAGCAACGCUGCGUCCGGAUCAGCAAACCACCACAGGCGUGCCGAUGGUGACGUCGUCGGUGAUUCGACCGUGCCCACCUUUGCGGCUCGUCACAGCGCCGCUGACGGCAGUCCCAGUGUGAGCAGGAUGCCGUACUACUAG